This is a messenger RNA of Neltuma alba, 372 nucleotides long. RefSeq lists its product as uncharacterized. Gene Ontology annotation, molecular function: nucleic acid binding. The transcript has a single exon. Bases 1 to 372 code for a protein of 123 amino acids. The record is from RefSeq and is a predicted model, not a curated record. NCBI's taxonomy places the organism in Eukaryota, Viridiplantae, Streptophyta, Magnoliopsida, Fabales, Fabaceae.
AUGUCACCCAAGCCCUACGUGCUAGAAAAUAAGGAUAGAGCAUCGAAAAUCAUCAGGAUUUCUGCAAACCCAGAUUUCCCUGAGCAGAAAUGGGAUAGGAUUUCCAUGGGUUCUAUUGUAGGAUUACCCUGUACAUCGUCAAAUCACGACGUGACAUGGGUCAUAGUUGAUCAAUUGACAAGUUGGCCCAUUUCCUCGCAAUUAAAGUUAAAGUAUUUGCCAGGAAAAUUUGCAGGGUUAUAUGUUAAGGAGUUCGUUAGACUUUAUGGGGUACCAAAGGACAUCAUGUCAGAUAGAGACGCAAGGUUUAUGUCCAGAUUCUGGAAAGAUGUAAGAAGCCAUGAGAACCCAAUCGAGUCCCAGUAUGACUGA